CCGGUGUGCCAGAGCGCCAGGCAGAUCGUCCAGCUCAGCUUCGCCCCGCUGGCACAUGAUGAGAGGCCCAGUCUGUCUGAUUCCAUCUUUACAGUGACGGGGGACUCGGACGCCACCCGAGCUCCCUCCAGUGAGAGGCUGAGCAGCGGGUCAGAUGGUACGCCGCCCAGAGGCCAAGAGUGUACACACCUGGGGAGCAGCUGGUAUAGCAACCCCUCCUUCUCAUUACCCAGUAGGGAGAAGGCGUGCCUGGCGACAGACUCUGAGCUGGACCAGGACCUCAGCGACCGGCUGGGCCUGGGCAGCAGCGACACGCUCACCAACGGCAGCCAUCGUGCUGACGUGGCAGCGGCCAAACGCCUGGCUAAACGACUCUUCAACUUGGACGGCUUCAGGAAGUCCGAUGUGGCGCGCCACCUCAGCAAGAAUAAUGACUUCAGCCGCAUGGUUGCAGAAGAGUAUCUGAGUUUCUUCAGUUUCACAGGCCUCACUCUGGACCAGGCAUUACGGACUUUCCUCAGGCAGUUUGCGCUGAUGGGGGAGACGCAGGAGAGAGAGAGGGUGCUUUCACACUUUUCCAGGCGCUACUUGGACUGCAACCCAAACAUCAUACCAUCAGAGGAUGCAGUUCACACUCUCACCUGUGCCCUGAUGCUGCUCAACACUGAUCUGCACGGUCAGAACAUUGGCAAGAGGAUGUCAUGCACACAGUUCAUUGGCAACCUGGAAGGACUGAAUGAUGGCCAAGAUUUUCCUAAAGACCUGCUCAAAGCUCUCUACAACUCCAUCAAGAACCAGAAGCUGCAGUGGACGCUGGACGAGGAAGAGCUGCGGAAGUCGUUCUCGGAGCUCGGGGACAGCCUGUGUGAGUCCAACACCUCCAGAUCGAUGAAGAGGGUGGGCAGCAGCGGGAAGCCCCUGUCAGACGGGUUGCAGCCCACGGGAACGCUGCUGUACAAGAACGGAUUCCUGGUUCGCAAAGUCCACGCCGACUCAGACGGAAAGAGAACACCGAGAGGGAAGAGAGGGUGGAAGACUUUCUACGCCAUCCUGAAAGGGCUGAUUCUCUACCUGCAGAAAGGGGAGUACAGGCCCGAUAAGCAGCUGUCUGAUGAAGACCUGAAGAACGCAGUGUCCAUCCAUCACUCUCUGGCCAUGAAAGCUUCAGACUACAGCAAGAGACCUAACGUGUUUUACCUGCGGACAGCGGACUGGAGGGUGUAUCUCUUCCAGGCACCGAAUGCAGAGCAGAUGCAGUCUUGGAUCACACGGAUCAACACAGUGGCCGCCAUGUUCUCAUCUCCUCCCUUUCCAGCAGCCAUCGGCUCGCAGAAGAAGUUCAGCCGGCCGCUGCUGCCAGGGACGAUGUCCAAACUGUCUGAGGAGGAGCAGGUCAGGUCUCAUGAAGCUCGAUUCAGAGCUAUCUCCACUGAGCUGGCUGAGCUGCGCUCGUAUCCACCUGACCGCAAGGUGAAAGGACGUGAACUGGACGAAUACCGCCAGCGAGAUGAGUAUCUGGACUUUGAGAAAACACGGUAUGGGACCUACAUCAUGUUGCUGCGAGCUAAAAUCCGAAGCGGCGAGGACGACCUGUCUGUGUUUGAGCUGCAGCUGUUGGAGGAUAAUGGGCUUCAGAGGGCUCACUCCAGCCCAACGCUGCAGGACAGCAGCCAGGCCAGCCUGGCCAGCAGCACCAGGGACGGAGGCAACAGCAGCAAAGCCAGCGGCUGCAGCAGCAAGCAGCAACGGCAGGAAGGCCAGAGACACAGCUACCGACAGGCCGUCAAGAAGUGAGACGGGGCGGGGGCGCCGGGAGCGGCAUGGCGUUGCACUGCCAGCGGCAGGCUGUCUCCCUGCAGAGGUUUUGUUUGGAGCUCUGCUUGAAGGGGGGAGCAGGAGUGAGGGUCUACCCCACGCCCUCCCCCAAAACACGACGCCCUACCCGGCACCCCAAUCUUCUCAUCUAACAGAGGAGGUGCAGAUCCUGUGACUGGCAGAGAGGCUGGUGCAGGAGGUGGGAGGGACCGCAGGGUGGUCACGGAUCUGCAGACAAGGUGUCUUUGAGAACGCACGCUGGGUGCUGCAGCAGACUGUGAGAUAAAGAGGCUGCUUACGGAUCGGACGGGGCAGCGCACAGGGACCUACAUCCAGCAUCCUUUCCUUUUUCUCCUGUUUUGUUCUUUCAAGGCACCUCUGGCCAUGUUCUCGCACCUUUUUUCUUGACUUUUCACUCCGUUUUUCUGGGACCAAACAUGUUUACACACUUUGAAUUGUCAUCACAUUAUAGACGACUGAUGAUUUGAUUUCCGUUGAAUUUCUGCCACCACUCUGGAGGAGAAGCGCUGUAAUAAAAACUUAGGAAACAUCAGCAGGUCUUACGGAGCCAUUACAUUCCAGCUCCUUUUUUGUGUUCACAUUCCACACAGGAAUUACAGCUUUCAGCUCCUGUAUGUUUCACUGAAGGUGGUAUCGAGUUAAAUCAACAUGUGGCUUCAGUAUACGGUGCGAUGUGAUAGUGCUGCUCCGUCAGCUCGUCUUUCCUCCUUUCUCCAGUCACGACAACGUCGGUAGAAGUUCACAGAACUCCAAAUAUGCAGCAAUAUACUGCAUGACACAGAGAGAAAGAGGUCUUUUUUUUUGGCUCUGCUUGAACUCAGACAUCUCUCGCUUUUGCUUCUGUCCUGUGACGUGCUUCUGUUCUCUUUCUUGGCCGAAUGUUGUUUUCUGCAGUGAUCCGCAUGCCUGCAUCCAGCACUGCUUCUUUUAGGGCUUUUUACUACUUUGAGGGCAAAAAUCUGAGAGCAGGAAAACUGCUUUCGGUUGGGGGUCGGUUUAGUCAUUCUCCUCAUGCCAGUGCCAUCCCCAACAUGUGUAAUCUUUGUCUGUACUUCUAAACCCGACUCACUGGACAGACCCUGAAUGUUCUUUGUUUCUGAUAUUUUUACAGUAUUUUACAGUCAUUUGUUAGUGUUGAACCUCAUGUGUAUGUCAAAUGUGUGAUGAAAUAUAUCUCUGUAAACACCCAGGAUAUGUUGUAUAUAACGCACCAGAUAUUGUAGGAUAUAUGACUAUAUUUACAAUAUAUUCAGCACACUGAUGUGAAGCUGCUUUAGGUACACACACAGUUUUCUCCUUGUAUGUCCCAAAAUUACUACAUGGUAAUAACAUUAUUUUAUUUUUUCUUACAAAAUUUAUGAAUAUUAUCAAAGUAAGUCUAUCAAAGAUUAGUGAGGCUGUUGUUUUGCAGGAUUUUACUGUAUAAAGCAAAUUCUUGUGAAGAUUUCAGCUCCAGAGGGAACUAUUCCAAAGACAGAUCAUGCUCCAAGUCCUCUGAGAACUCAGCAGCCAGCUUGGUAACACCUCCGGGCAGUUCAUUUGAAACCCACGACUUAAAUGAAUGAGGGAGAGAGCCCUAAUAUCAGUGGUGACCGAGACAGAACAACUGGAUUUAUAAAGACAUACGUCAAAAUAUUAAUUGAUUUUGCCCCAAAGUAAGAUUUGAAAGUUCCACUUCUGCUACCCCAUUAACAUCCCUGUUUAUCCCACUGAAGCGUUGAGUAACUGCUGUGCUAAUUCAUGCUAUCAAUACCAUAAGCCAAGAAAAGUUCACUUGAAGUCUGCCUGUGCAGAUCCAAAGGUCUUCUAAACUCCCAGUCUCUGCACUUCCUGUUUCACAGGGGGCGCUGGUGAGAUAGUCCAGAAUAAUGGGGAUCUGUGGAGCCCACAAAUAUACAUUUUGUGGGCUCCACAAAAUGUGUAUUUCUGUAUGUAUACAUUUCUUCUUUGAAUUUUCAUUAUGUUUUUGAAAGAAAGGGUCAAGAUAUAGUUCAGAUUUUUUUUUUUUUACUGGUUUCUAUUGCACAAAAAUAGAAUUCUGUAAAUAUUGGGGAUGCCACACAACCCUGAGCAACUGUCACAGUCGCCUUCAACUUCCAUGACCAGCGGCUGCUUUAACUGCACUUCUAAUGUCUAGUUAUCUUUUGGAAAAUGGGCAUCAUCAAGGGAGAGUGAUGUGUGGUAAAUCCUUACCCCACCAAUCAACAUGCAUCAGCAAAAUGCUAGUAUUUCAUGGACAGUUUUCGACAUUUUACUUACAGGCAUAUCAGUGCUGUAUUUGCAAAAAACUAAAAGAAACGUUGGAAGACAGAAAUUUUUUGUCUAGAAGCAGGUGUAAAUAAUUGUUUUAACUCUUCUUCAUUGAGGACUAUCUCGCAAGUGCCCCCUGCUGCAUCACUACCUGGACUGCAGUCAUUUCCUCGUGGAGGAGAUUAAAAGGAAGUGGCAUGUCUCUCCUAGAUCAGCUGGGUUUUUUUUUAUGUCUUUAUCUAAAUGAAAUGAGAGAAUGAGACUUAAAUUUAAUUACUGUUGUCACCAAGAUGUAAAAACUGGAUUUGUACUGAAAUCUGAUGUCAAGAAAUGCUUGAAAAGUUUGGUGACUUCCCCCUAAAUAAGGUUUUUUUUCUCCUCUACUGCACAUGUGCAGAGUUACACUUCAGUAAGGGCUCAAUCCAAAGUGCGAUAAAAGUCUUUGAUUAUCCUACCAGAACAGGAUAAUCAAUCCUUCCUAUAAUAACGAGUAGAUGAACCUCCUGCCAGGAAACAAAAACAGCAGUGAAACUUUACUCUUAACAUCUGUGGCUGCAACAAAAUGAUUGGCUCGUUCGGAUGUUAUAUUGGCUCUUUUGGGACAGAGGCCAGACUGCUGUUAGCGAACCCUGCAGUAGAUUUCUAUCAGGACUCUGAGUGCAUGGUUUUAACUGGAUUGUAAAAGAUGCAUGAAAAAUGAUGAGGGGAGAAUGUAAACAAUAACAAAGAAGAAGACAAACUCCGUGUUCAGGAGUGUGUGUGUGUGGGCGGACUGAUCUAAAUAUGGAACUAUAUAAUGUUUGGUAGCCAUAUACACCUCAUAGCAUUAUCGAUGCACAGCCAUUUACUACUCAGGCUUUAAAACGACACCUUGAGCAGCUGCAGUGCCAGCAUCCAACCAGCAGGGAGUGCUGUUGACAUUCACCUAUGUUCUUUCAGCCAUAAUCACACCUGCUGCACCUGCAGUGAAUAUGCACGGGAUUACCCGCUUGCCUGAGGAGGUGGUUUGGGUGGGUAUUGCAGGGCUAAAUAAGACGGGACCUGUUUAUUGUAACUCCGGAUGUCAAGUCUUAGUGUGUGUUGGAGUGUGUGCAUAUGUGAAAGGCUGCAGAGAGCCUCCUAUCCAGCGCCAAAUGUGUAGAUUAAAGCUGUACAGUUUCUAGAACAGAUAGUCAGGCUUAAGUGUGUCCGGUGUUAGUCUCUCAGUCAUAUAGAUGCCUGCAGUGUCGCACUGAAUCGAUCCAGAACUGUGGUUAUUGACCGUCAUGUGAGUCAUUUUAAGCAGCAUCCUCUAGGUCCACCUUUGCUGAGCAUUUUUGUUUUUGCAAUUUGAAGACAUUUAUGAUUAUUGUUUCUCACUGAGACCACUCUUACACACAGCUUAUUUUCAUUUAAAGCUCAUCUCCUGCUUUUCGUCUCUGCACCAUCGCUCACUCUGGUGGUAUAAAAAGGUUUUGUGUGUGUAUAUUGUUGCCAUAACCAACUUCCUGUACCUUUUGUGUAACUUUACAGACUUCAUACUUGUGUAUUAUUAGUAGUGUUUGCUGUCUAUGAUGUGGCCAAACUGUCAAUAAUCAGCCAGACUCAGACAUUGAGUACCUUUAAUGUGGACCUAUUCUGCUCAUUUACAGCUCUGUAUUUUUAGCCUUGAACUUUCCUAGGGUAGCUUUGCAUGAUCCGGAGCUCAAAAUAAUCCUUGUUUAUCUGAUACAGGGCCUUGAUGUGGCCCUUAAGUUCAUCCUCUGUUUUACUUUUAGACAGAGGAUGCCUUCCUUCGUAUUGGCUGCCCCUCAUAAAGGUCUAAACAGCAGGUGGGUGGGGCUUCUGUGUUCAGAUGACCAUAUUAGGAAUAUCCUCUCAUCUCACUGAGUUGCAACAGCCAUUCAGGAUUUGGAUGAUUUGUACAAACAAUGGCCAUAUAUUUUAAAUUUGGCCAUGUUUAAUAUGAGCAUUCAUUACUGUAACAGUGUAUAAAUGACAGAAAAUGGGGAAAAGCAUAAUAGGUCUAUUCACAUAAAAUCAAUAUUGCAUAAAUAUGAAACCACUUGUCAGAUAAUAUCCUUAAAACCUACAUGUCUUAUUAUUCCACACACACAAAACUGUCUGUCAUCCCUGAAAGUAAGUGCUUUGCGUGAGUUUGAAUCAUUUUAGUUCCCCACUGCUUACAUUGUAGAUGGUUCAUAGCAAGCAGAAAUUGCACAUGAAGUUUGUACUGUUUUUAUGUCAACUGCUGCCUCUGAUAUCUAAGCUCAUAUUAACAGGAGACCCUUUAAAUGUGAGGAUUCGUUGCUUUUGAAAUCUCUUUGGGUUUUAGAGGGAAGCAUUUAUGAGGACUAUGAGUUCAUGAUAUUCCCCCAAAAGCUGUUCACAAAUGAUCAGAAGCUCUCAUUUUGUGCUUAAAGGCCAGAUUACCCUCUUAAUGGUGCAAAUUCUCCAACAAAUGAAUUUAAUACUAAAACUCCUGUGAGCAUGUGGAUUCGGGGGCCCUUGGGCCAGUUGCCCAUUUGACCUAAUUUUGGUAAUCCAGCCCUGCUGUCUGCACAUGAUCACAUUAAAUAUAAUCUUUGUCAACUUUGGGGCUCUGCAGACUUAAUGUAAAAAAAAAAAAAACAUUUUCAAUAAAUAUGACAACAUGCAGCCUUGAUUUGAGCUCUUAGAGCAGGACUACAUAUGGGCCAUGAUGCAGCAGGGCCCCAGCCUGUUACACAGUUGGCCCUAAACUGGUUCUGGCACCAGAUUUAAACCAAAAUGAACCAUUAACCCAGCCACAUAUCAGCUAUAUGCCUCAUUUGAUGCCUUAAUAAGGGCAGCCUUUCAUUCAAUCAACAGAAACAGUGGUGCUUGCAAAAGAGUUUAUUAGUUAAAAGUUAACUAAUAAUUACAACAAGAUAAAGAAUCUCUUUGUGUUCAGGCCCAGCUUGACCUAGUGUGUUAGCUUAAUGCUGCCUGGAGAUAACCCAUUUAAGCCCAGUAUGCCUAAGCUGCAGGGCAACAGUGAUAACUGAGCCACGGUGCUGCCAGUCAAACUAACAAGUUCAGUCGUGGGAGCAUUACUGGAGGUCAAAUACUCCAUCAGCUGUUCUGCUAUCUUUAAUGCAGUUAUCAGUGCACGUAUCCUGCAUACCAGUGCCAACUGUGUGGCCAGAUCAGUUUCACUGUUGAUUAUUAACUGACAAUUUUGGGGCUAUAAAGAGCUGCACUGAAGUACGAUCCAUAAAGUGCCAAAGCCAAACCAAGUACAGCGAGUGCAGUCACUUAAUCCUCCUUUCUGUGGCUUUGUGCAGAACCUCCACCUUAUCUCAAAGUUUCCCCGUCCCACUGCCUUUCUCCAUGUCUUCUCACCACUUGUGGUUAGCAUAGAAAUGGCUGGUUCCCCUUGAUGACGCCUCUGUUUUGCACCAUGUUCACAGAUGUAGGAAAUCUGCAGCUCAAACCGUCUCUUCAGCGUGCACUUGUACAUCACAGCCUCAUUUCUGAAUGUAAAUAAAGCAUGCAAUAUUAUGGCCUGCUUUCAUUUAUAUUAUGGUUAGAGUAUUAAAUGAAAGGUUAAUAUAUAAGGUAGGUCAACAUUUUUUUCCUGUCCUUGAACUCACGGUCAUUUCUCUUUUUUUAAUCAAUGUGAAUGAAGGGAAUGGCUAUAUUUAAUGCUGUUGUAUGCUGUUGUGUUUUAGAGAAUCGAGCCAGCUCAUACAAAUCUUUUUACAUGUAGAGGUCUGCUCUGUCUCAGUGUUUUUUAGACCGGUGCAGAUAAGGCGAUGUUCAUUUUAUGCUAUACAUACAGUGAGCUACACGUGUCACUGCCUUGUUCUAACUCACCAAGGAAAUGUUGUUUGUGAGCUUCUCACUUUGGGAGGCGUAGAUGAUAAAAAUAAAAGUGUUUUGAAAGGUUUA
Messenger RNA from Archocentrus centrarchus (flier cichlid), 7977 nucleotides. RefSeq names its product PH and SEC7 domain-containing protein 1-like. NCBI's taxonomy places the organism in Eukaryota, Metazoa, Chordata, Actinopteri, Cichliformes, Cichlidae. The transcript is spliced from 13 exons. The record is from RefSeq and is a predicted model, not a curated record. The annotation marks the transcript as partial. Gene Ontology annotation, biological process: regulation of ARF protein signal transduction. Gene Ontology annotation, molecular function: phospholipid binding; guanyl-nucleotide exchange factor activity; protein binding.